Cucurbita pepo subsp. pepo (vegetable marrow) is the source of this 2267-nucleotide messenger RNA. Its product is annotated as protease Do-like 9. Gene Ontology annotation, molecular function: protein binding; serine-type endopeptidase activity. Gene Ontology annotation, biological process: proteolysis. NCBI's taxonomy places the organism in Eukaryota, Viridiplantae, Streptophyta, Magnoliopsida, Cucurbitales, Cucurbitaceae. The record is from RefSeq and is a predicted model, not a curated record.
CAGGCGCCAUUCGGUUUUGCGCUCUCCGAUUUACCUUUCGCCUCUUCGGAAUUUCAGGGUUCAGAGGAACACUGGAAAAUUGGAAACCCAUUUCUUCCGUCCGAUAAACCCUCGAAAUCUCCUUUCAAUUCGUCGGAAAUGGGAGAAAACAAGCGUAAAAGAGGCCGAAAGCCUAAAAAUGCCAAGCCGGAGGCCCAAGAUUUUCCUCCGCCGACCACCGCUACGGCCACCAGUGUUGCGAUGGUUAUGGACGAUGUUUUUUCAGUCAGCAACGUUGAACUUAUGGACCCAGCUUCCACUUCCAAACAUCACCAGAACCGCCGUGGGAGGCCGAAGAAGCUUUCGAAGCAUGUGGAGAAUCCCGACAAGUUCCCGCAAUUGUCUCCCUCUAGACGUGGCUCUCGUGGAGUCGAAAAGGGGGAAUUUACUGCUUCCGUCGAUGUUUUGCCGCCUGCUGUCGUUGCGGAGCGGGCGCAGCCGGAGUGGCCGGGUAUUGCGAGAGUCGUGCCGGCGAUGGAUGCUGUUGUGAAGGUGUUUUGUGUGCAUACGGAGCCGAAUUUCUCGCUUCCUUGGCAGAGAAAGAGGCAAUAUAGCUCCAGUAGCAGUGGAUUUGUGAUUGGUGGAAGGAGGGUGCUUACUAAUGCUCAUUCUGUCGAGCAUUAUACCCAGGUUAAGCUUAAGAAGCGUGGGUCCGAUACAAAGUAUUUGGCUACCGUACUUGCAAUCGGGACUGAAUGCGAUAUCGCAAUGCUUACUGUUGACGAUGACGAGUUUUGGGUGGGAGUUUCACCGGUAGAAUUUGGGGAAUUGCCUGCCCUUCAAGAUGCUGUAACUGUUGUUGGUUACCCAAUUGGAGGUGAUACAAUUUCUGUCACAAGUGGGGUUGUAUCGCGGAUAGAGAUCCUGUCUUAUGUUCACGGGUCUACUGAGCUUCUGGGCCUUCAGAUAGAUGCUGCUAUAAACUCUGGUAAUUCCGGUGGGCCUGCCUUUAAUGACAAAGGCAACUGUGUAGGCAUUGCAUUUCAGUCACUGAAGCAUGAAGAUGCCGAAAAUAUAGGCUAUGUCAUACCAACACCGGUUAUAUUGCAUUUUAUACAGGAUUAUGAGAAGAAUGGAGCAUAUACAGGGUUUCCAAUUCUUGGUCUUGAGUGGCAGAAAAUGGAAAAUCCUGAUCUUCGCAAGGCUAUGGGUAUGAAGCAAGAUCAGAAGGGUGUCCGUAUUAGGCGUAUCGAUCCCACUGGCCCAGAAUCCAAAGUUUUGAAGCCUGCAGAUAUUAUUCUCAGCUUUGAUGGGGUUGAUAUUGCAAAUGAUGGAACAGUUCCUUUCCGGCAUGGUGAGCGUAUUGGUUUCAGUUACCUUGUCUCCCAGAAAUAUACUGGUGAUAGUGCAACAAUAAAAGUUCUGCGCAACUCUGAGACACUCAGUUUUACCUACCAGCUUUCAUCUUACAGAAGGCUCAUUCCUGCCCAUAGCGAGGGCAAAGCUCCUUCUUAUUACAUUAUUGCAGGAUUUGUCUUUAGCACUGUAUCAGUUCCUUAUCUCCGUUCUGAGUACGGAAAGGAUUAUGAAUAUGAAGCUCCAGUCAAACUUUUGGACAAACUAUUGCAUUCAAUGCCACAAUCACCAGAUGAGCAGCUAGUAGUGGUUUCUCAGGUACUUGUGGCUGAUAUCAACAUCGGAUAUGAAGACAUCGUUAACACCCAGGUUCUUGCUUUCAAUGGUAAACCCGUGAAGAACCUCAAGAGCUUGGCUAACAUGGUCGAAAGUUGCGAUGAUGAGUUUUUGAAGUUUGAUUUAGAAUAUCAACAGAUAGUUGUCCUCCGUACAAGCACAGCCAAAGCAGCCACUUUAGAUAUUCUGGCAACACACUGCAUACCCUCAGCUAUGUCUAACGAUCUCAAGGCCUAACUUCAGAUUGAAAAAUUAGGUACACUUGAUUACAUAAUUUUUCGUACUCCGUUUUCCAACCUGCUGAGUAUGUCAAGGUUCUGAAGGGUUCCAUUUGUAGUAUGUGUAUGCUUUCCCUCUUCACGACGCUGCGUUUACUGCAAACGGUAGGAUGUAGUAGGUGUUCUGAAGGAUUAGUAUGUAGGAUAGUAUGAAUCAGGUGUUAGAAUUGAAUUGUAUCGACUUCUCAGCUCUUGGAAGUUUUGAUUAAAAUGAUAUUAGUAGCAAGUUAGGCGAAUUUGACAGCUUUAUCAGUUCAUCAAAUCACUAUACUACUGAAACUCUUUACCAUUGGAUAAUGCAUCGAAAAUCAGCCUAUA